AUGUUAGACGGACGCAAUCUUGAAAUUGUGCUUACGGCGGCAAAUUCCGCCGCUCAAGCCUGGUAUGGCUAUGACCAGGGUGUAGUGAGCGGUAUCCUCAUCAGCCCAGACUUUAUCAACGUCUUUCCUCAGACAAAAGUGUCUUCAAUUCAAGGCAUUACAGCCAGCUGCUUCUCCCUGGGAAACCUGGUAGGAUGUUUAUUGGCAGCCUGCUACGGGAAUCGACUGGGCCGGAAGAACACAUUGCGGACAGGAUCGAUCAUCAGUGCUAUUGGUGCUGUACUUCAGUUCUCUUCUUACUCAUUUGCUCAGCUAAUUGUUGGGCGUGUGAUCAAUGGAGUUGGAAACGGCUGUUCGUUUCUCCCUGGUGGUUACCAAUGGCGACUCCCCCUGGCUCUACAGCUCGUUCCGUGCAUGUGCCUCCUUUCACUCCUUCCCCUCAUACCGGACAGUCCGCGUUGGCUGUUGAUGACUGGCAGAACCGAACAGGGACUAGAGUCAAUUCGACGCUAUGCCGGAGAGAGGCUUGCAGUCGAAGACCCCAUUGUCCAGAGUGAAUACCACUCAAUUGUGGGCGCUCUUUGCAUUGAGCGGGAAUCCCAAAUCUCAUUUACGCAAGUUAUCGCCCGUCGCGAUAGGUCUGGUCACUUGAGGCGAAUGCUUCUUGGAUGCGGUGGGCAAUUCAUGCAGCAAUUCAGCGGCAUAAAUGCUCUCAAUUACUACUUCACGAUUAUUUUGAUCAACAACGUAGGAGAAACUGAGCUUCUGGCAAGAAUACUUACCGGAUGCAAUGCCACCUCGUACAUGGUUUCGUCUGCGAUGGCCUUCUGGCUAAUUGAAAGGUCUGGACGCCGAAUGCUGAUGCUUAGUGGACUCUCGCUACAAUGCCUGGCCUAUGUGAUGGUAGCAAUUUCUAUUGCCUUGCUUAACCAGGCCCCAUUCCAGUGGGGUGUGGUAGCGGUUUCGUUUUUGUUCUUCUUCUACGCAGUAUUUGGCUUUUCCUGGGGAAUGGCUCCAUGGGUAUAUCAAGCAGAGAUUAACUCACUUGCUAUGAGAACCCAGGGAGCUGCGGCAGCGACAGCGACAAAUUGGCUGUGUGGGUUUAUUUGCACCCAAUUUACCCCGACAGGGAUCCAGAAUAUUGGAUAUCGUUUCUAUAUUAUUUUUGCGGUAUUCAAUAUUGCAUUCAUACCAGUUGUCUACUUCCUAUACCCCGAAACGGCCUACCGCACUCUUGAGGACCUGGAUGUCUACUUCGACCGCGACUCUCCCCACCCUACCAUCAUCCCGAUUAAUGAUAAAGUUGCCAAGCAAUGCAAACGACCUUUGGAAGCUAUUGAGGCAGAAGCUAACCGUGUUGCCGCCACAAAAGCUAUUGAUUUAAAGGUUGGUACAUCAGAGCACGUGGAAGAUGUAGAUGUGUAG
Messenger RNA from Penicillium riverlandense, 1425 nucleotides. RefSeq lists its product as uncharacterized. NCBI's taxonomy places the organism in Eukaryota, Fungi, Ascomycota, Eurotiomycetes, Eurotiales, Aspergillaceae. Gene Ontology annotation, cellular component: membrane. The coding region runs from base 1 to 1425 and encodes 474 amino acids. The transcript is spliced from 8 exons. The record is from RefSeq and is a predicted model, not a curated record. Gene Ontology annotation, biological process: carbohydrate transport; transmembrane transport. Gene Ontology annotation, molecular function: carbohydrate:proton symporter activity.